Moesziomyces aphidis is the source of this 2535-nucleotide messenger RNA. NCBI's taxonomy places the organism in Eukaryota, Fungi, Basidiomycota, Ustilaginomycetes, Ustilaginales, Ustilaginaceae. The record is from the annotation of a GenBank genome assembly.
AUGACCGAUCCGCUCGACCUCUCGCUCGAUCUGCUGCGGCGCCUCCCGCCGUCCAAGGUGGAGGCCAACCUCGAGUCGAUCGUCAAGCUCAUCCCUUCGUAUGCCGAUGACCUCUACUCGUCGGUCGACCAGCCGCUGCGGGUCAAGAUUGACGACUCCAAGCAAGGUGCUGGCCGCGAGUUCCUGUGCUGCGACUACAACAAGGAUGGCGACAGCUGGCGCUCGUGGAUCUCGGAUACCUGCCAUCCGCCCAUCUCGGCUGAUGCGGAUGAAUCGGUCGACGGAGAGCCAGGCACCCGGCCCAGCGCUUCGCUUCGAUCGCUCGAGCUCAAGUUCAACGAUGCCUUUGAAACGUACGCCAAGCUCUAUUACGAGAACGCGCUGUCGAGCGUGUAUCUGUGGGACCUCGAAAGCGAACCAAGCUCGCUCGCCUCGGCUGCCGUCGGCGGCACCCAGGCACCUUCCACCUUUGCUGGUGUGGUGUUGCUCAAAAAGACGAUCGGACAAGACGGUGGCAACGGCGUCGCGGGCGCAUGGGACUCGAUCCACGUGUUUGAGGCGACAGAACGCGCGAGUGGCAGCUCGAGAUCGCCGUCGGCAGCCACUGGCGCCAGUGCGAGCUACAAGCUCACCUCGACCGUCAUGCUCAGCCUCGUGCGUCGCGACGAGGGCGGCGAUGCGGCAGACGCAAAAGCCACGUCCACGCGUGUCGGCACCGUCGAGAUCGCCGGCAGUCUCACACGCCAGUCCGAGGCAGACUAUGCGCUGCCCGACUUUGUCUCGCACGUCGCCAACGUCGGCCGCAUGAUCGAGGACAUGGAGGCCAAGAUGCGCAACCAGCUCCAGGAGGUCUACUUUGGCAAGACCAGAGACGUCGUCGGUCAGCUUCGCAGCACCCAGAGCCUGGAGAAGGAGAGGCGUGCGCGAGACCUUCAAAAGGAACUCAUGGGUCUCUGGAAGAACAGCCAUGUCUCUCUGCGAGCGGUCUCGCGUCUGCCAUCGCCUGAGUAUCAUCCGGCCGAGGACCAACUCUCGCAAAGGAAAAAAGAGUCGGCGGCCCUUGCGCAGACAUCCUCCGCACAGCUCAUGCAGGGUUCUGCUCUGCGCGCGGAAAAAAGAGGCUCUCCAACUCGGCGCCCAUGCACCGCCUUGGCUCAGCCUGCCGCUCGCCCGGCUCCCGCUCAGUUGCGCAGCGAUGCAGCUACCCCGCAUGCAGGCGUCGGUGCAGUCGUCGCCUUCGAGCUUGCUGUUUUUCGGCCAUGGCGGAAUGAAAACUGGCCGCACGGCUUCGCACACGGCGUCCGGAACGAGUUCUUCAAGCUGCGUCAAGAGGUGGAGCAGGCCGUCAACGAGAUCCAGCGCGACUUCCGCACGCGCAGAGACGAGCGACGACGAGGCGACGACGGCCAUACUCGGCUGAACGACGACGAGCUCGAUGACUUCCGCAGAGGCGUGGGCGAGGAGGCGAGCAGCGAGAGAUCGCAGCAUGAGUUCGAGAUGCACGAGCGCGAGGCGUCGGCCUAUCGCGACCAGCUACGCGCUUCGAUGAUGCAAGCUUCCGGCUCGAAUCCUCAUCACAGCAGCGACGGGCUCAGAAGGCGACGCAGAUCGACGGCUGAUGGUGCGAGCGGUGUCGCUCAAGACGAGAACGCCACCACUACAGCUGUUGACGAGGUGCGUAUUACAGCCUCACCCGAGCUGCCGCAUCACAAGCUGGGCAACGCUUCGCCCAGCAUCGGAGAUACGGCCUCGCUGGCCGACGCCGGCGAUUCGCGCUUCAACUCGGUCAGAGGCCGUGCGAUCAAAACCGAGCCACGCGAAGCUCUCGCAGAAGACGCCGCCGAAAACGACGCGGCCAAGAACGGCCUUCUGGGUCUGGAUUUCAGCCGGCCUGACACUCCGCCCUCGCUGGACCCUGCUCCAUCCGAGCCGCAUCAAGACUCGGCACCAUCACAGCGCGAUCCUUUUGCAGACAUCGUUGAUGACACCGCCUCAUCGUGGCACGCGGUCUUUGACAAUCGCAGUGCCGCCCUUUCUCGCCGCAACACCGAUGAUGAGGUGUCUGUCAUCGAAUAUCCAUCUGUGCGCGGCCACUCGAGCGAGGAAGGCCAUGUGGAGCUCGACACCAAUGGCCUCUCGCAGACACUCUCCGAGCAACACCUUGGAGCACCUCGCCAUGACGGCAUGAGCAGCGUCGGGUCGUCUCCGUACCGCUCGAACCGUGCGCUUGCUGAACCGAGUGAGGGCUCAGGUGCGGGUUCGAGAUCAGACAGGAGCGAGCCCGACUUUGAGGUGAUCAGCGACACGGCGGAGUCGGAAGCGCGCUGGUCGCAUCUGGAUGCGCCGCCGAGCCCGACGAUCUCGAGCGCGAGCGAGGCGCUCAACGUCACGGUGCGUCGGGAGGCAGCGCUAUCGCCUGCGCACAGCGAUGCCGGUGACAGCGACAGCUGGGCCGGACUCAGCGAGCCUGGCUCCGACACUGAGGCUCCGGUAGGCGCAAGGAUGCAGUCGGGUAGCCUCACGCGCCUGGCCUAG